Molecule: messenger RNA, 1792 nt
Organism: Cadophora gregata
Lineage: Eukaryota; Fungi; Ascomycota; Leotiomycetes; Helotiales; Ploettnerulaceae
Exons: 3
Coding region: 59-1195 (378 amino acids)
Source: RefSeq, a predicted model, not a curated record
GCAUGGAUUGGAGAAGAUCUAGAUGUCUGAAUGGGAGCGAGGCUAACCGCCACGAUGGAUGACGCUUUUGAUUGUUCUGCCGACCUUCACCGCGACUUCAAGAACCCCAUCAUUCUCCACAACCAUUAUCGACCAUCUGAGAGGUAAAAGCUUCGAUGCAAGCCUUUCAAGUACGAUCCUCAGUCGGCCACUGAUUGCGAUGUCAACAACUUUCCAAAUCGUCAUAGAAGGAAGGGUCUAUAUAUACAGCAGACGGGAGUUGAAAUUCGAGAUCGCUAUAGCGAUAGCACAUAAAGUACUUCAGGGACAAUCGAAAGAUUCUACUUUCGAUGCUCUAUACAAAGGCAUAGCCGAGAAAUGGCUCUUGCGUGGUGAUAUUGUGAAACCUUUCGGCGUCAGACUCGAGAAUCUGAGAUUUGUCUGUACAUUCGACCUUGACCAGGACCUUUUCACUUACACGGACGUGUCUGGCCAUAUCCAACUUCCCUUGGCUCGUUUCCGGGAGCCCAACUCUAAUCCUCCAGAACGAUCCGAAUUCAUUCCCGUAGAAACGAAAAUCCCGCCCCAGUUGAGCCUCAAAGAAUUUCCCCCGCCGUACCACAAACCAUUAAUUUCUAUACCCAAACGACGUCUUGCCUUUUCUCAACGUAUUAUUUCAAACUUUGCAGAUCAAUGGCGUCAUGUUCUCCGGUCCACGUACGCAGAUUCUACCUUUCGGAGACUCGCGCGAGCAAUUGUCAGUAUAGCAACCAACGACUUUCGAAUUGAGGAGGUCUUCACAGAGCAGCAUAUCAGCUUUCGGGACUCCUAUGUCACCCCUCUUGAUGUACCGCACUGGGAACCCUAUGGAAACCCCGUGUUCAAUAUCGGCGACACCACUGUCGUUCUACAUCAAGAUCUUCAGACUGCACUGAAGAUGGCGAAAGAUGAAGCAGAAGAGAACAGCAAGCUCCUGAGUUCAGGUAAACACCCCGUUCAACGAACAUAUUUGCUCUUAUCAGUACGACACAUGAUGGUCUGCCACGUCAAUGCUACUGUAGCUUUCCUAUGCACGGCUCCCACCGUACUUAUGGAUGGUCUUUCCCUACCUUCCAUUUCAGCAAUUACUCUCCUGCUUCAAGCACUCUCACCACGUCAAGCUCCACCCCACACACCUGUUCAUAAUCUACCCGUAGAGAUACAAGAUCAAAUCUAACUACAUGUUUCGAGAGGCCCACUUGAAGCUGCAAGACUCGGCUGUGUUUUGGGUCUGGGUCCUCCCUUCAUGUGGAAUAGGCAGGUGGAUGGGCCAAGACGAGGUGGUCCGAUCGAACUCUUUGUCUCUCCAUCGCAUCGCUACGACACCACGGCUGUUGAGUCGAAAAUCUACUUUGGGGGCGGGUUUAGUGGAUUGUCAUACCGGUGACUGUAUUACUACAGAAUGCUAUCAAUCUGGAGGGUAUGUGGAAACAUGCUCAAUGACUAUUAGGGCUGGAAAGCAUUCGAUGAUUGGCACAUUAGUGUGUUAGAAGGAUACGAUAAUGAAAACUAGGCGAAUAUUGCAAACUCCUAUAUACGUUGGUAUAGGAAAGUCUUGAUUCGUGAAACCAUGGAUAGAGUGGAGCCGAAAGAGCCCUGGGGAUCCGACCCUGGCUUGAAACGGAUGAUGAAAAUACUGUCUGCGUUCCAUGACUUGGUUGGGAUCCGGUGAUGGUAACAUUGAAUUGAAUUCGGAUUUACAGGAGUAGACAUCUUUUAGGAGGUAGUGCCAGAGUAGCUGUUGGUCUUGUGGUAAUACAUUGGUGCUUUGGGU